AAAUUGCAAUGACAGUGAUCUAAAAAUAAGGUCGCCGGCGACGCGGCUCCGAGCGCGCCUUCACGCAGUCGAGAUCUGACCGUCGCGAGUUUCAGUCGAACGAAAGUAAAACAAAGUUGCAGCCAUGGUGUACGAGAGUGACUUCUACACGACCCGCCGCCCCUACACGCGGACCAGUUACAGCGUGACGCCGCUGUCGUCGCUCUACUACCUGAGCUCGCUCAUGCCGUACUAUCACCUGCCCUACGUCUCGUACGUGCCCAGAUUAUGGGAGGACGAGCUGGUAUACCGGCCAGCGACUCGCACAGUCACUCGACUCGUCACAUACCCGGAGGCUCCCCAUCACAUCGUGCGAGUGCGCGUGCGCCCGUCCGUAGUGCUCCGUGAGCUGGACCGCAUCGCGUACCGCCGACGCCCCCACCUGGCCGUGUCUGCCGUCGACGACUUCUUCAGAUCUGAGACCACUAAGGCCUUCGAAGAUGAAAGCCGUCGCAUCCGCGCAGACACCGCCGCCCUCCUGUCGCGCGCUCGUUCCGUCGUGCCCCGCGCCAAGACCCUAGCUCCCCUCGAUACAAUAUACUCAAGCUACUAUCACUCGGACCCGGUGGCAUAUCCGUACCGCUUCAGCAAUGACGCGUACAUCGCCAAGCUGCUGCUGCCUCUGCGCAGCGUCUCCGACAACAUCCACAACAUCUCUUUCUACAGUGAGCCCGCCAAGAAGUUCACCGGACGCGGUCACCUCGCGUGCGUGCACUACUCCGGUAAAAAGGCCUUCUCCAAUCGAUUGCCUCUCUACAAGGAAAUGAGCAUCAGGGACGACGUAAACCUGCUCUCGUUCUAUGCGAAGAACAGACUCGCGGCCGCCGGCCUGGCCGUCGAGAGCGCCACAGUGAAACUGCUGCCGUGGAGGCCGAGCCGCAAGUUCCAGGCGCCGCAGAUAAUGGAGGACCCGGCGCUGGAGCUGAAGGCGGCGAAGGCCGACCGCGAGGCUCGCUUCCGCGCCACCACGGCCGAGCCGGUACUGGCACCCGCCGCCGACCUGGCCGAGAUCAAGAGGAAGAGGCAAGAGGAAGCGCGCGCCGCUGAAGAAAAGGCCUUGAAGGAAGAAGCUAAGCGCGAAGCAGAACGCAAAGCACAGGCAGAACGCGAAGCAGCUGAAAAGAAGAAAGCCGAGGAAGAAGCUCGCAAGGCUGAGGAGGCUAAGCGUAAGGCCGAAGAGGAAGCCAGGAAAGCCGAAGAAGAGGCCCGCUUAGCAGCUGAGGCGAAGAAAGCCGAAGAGGCUCGCCUAGCAGAGGAAGCCAAGUUGGCAGAAGAGGCACGCCUUGCCGAAGAGGCCAAGAAGGCCGAGGAAGCGAGGCUAGCAGAAGAGGCUCGUUUGGCUGAAGAAGCCAGGCUAGCGGAGGAGGCCAAGCUGGCAGAGGAAGCCAGAUUGGCAGAAGAGGCCAGGCUCGCUGAAGAAGAGAGGCAGGCGGAACAGAGGAGGCAAGAGGAACUCGCGAGGUUAGAAGAACUGGAGAAACAAGCUCAGGAAGAGCGUGAGGCAGAACUUGCCAGACAGGCUGCUGAAUUAGCGGAGAUCGCCAGACAAGAAUCCGAACUGGCUGCUGCUCGCUUAGAGGAGCUGUCGAGGAGCGAAUCGGCCGCCGACAACGUUUUUGAAGACGCCAGUGAAACGCCAGCUGAGGAGCCAGAACCUAUCGUAGAAGAGCCCCAGUCACCCGAAGAGGCGCCCGAGGCUCCCGCAGAGCCCGAGGCCGAGGCAGCAGAAGUCAGCGAGGACGAAAGAGCAGAACCAGAUGUGACCGACGAAGAAUAAAUCAACAAACUCUUUAUCAAUUAAUUCUAGAUGUGCAUUUUCAUACUUGUAAAUUAUUAAAUAGGCUAGGCGUCAUUCGUGAGUUAUUAGUAGAAUAGACAUGAAUGACGUAAUAGUCGGUUAAUGCUCUAGCAUAUAGCUGCGUUCUGCAUCUUGGGUACAAAUGUUAAGUUUUUUAGUUUUACCAUUUUAGGGAGUUUAAUUUUUGUUGUUAUUUUAUUACCGCAGCAUAACUACGAGCAUUUAUGCAUUUUUGUCUAUAGAAUCUUUCUUUUGCGUAAUCAAAUUAUGCGAAAUUGAAAGUGUAGAGAAAAUGUAUUUAAAUCCUUUCCCUUCAUGUGACAACUCACUACCACCGUUUA
Messenger RNA from Ostrinia furnacalis (Asian corn borer), 2178 nucleotides. RefSeq lists its product as uncharacterized. The transcript is spliced from 11 exons. The record is from RefSeq and is a predicted model, not a curated record. Lineage: Eukaryota; Metazoa; Arthropoda; Insecta; Lepidoptera; Crambidae. Bases 125 to 1816 code for a protein of 563 amino acids.